GCAGUUUGGCCAUCUGGUUGUCAGAUGUUAGAAGCAAUAGGACAGAACAUACUCACCGUGGUUAUAUAUUCGUUUUGGGUGCAGUGAUUAACAUAGAACUUUGGUUUCUGUAACUUGCCUGUGUCGAUAGAGUUAAGCUGGAUCUUUGCUUUGAAAGAUAAAUAAAGCACAGCCUCUCAACUGGACGUAAAUGGAUCUAAAGACAGCAGUAUUUAACGCAGCUCGGGAUGGCAAACUCCGGCUUCUCACCAAGUUGUUGGCAAGCAAAUCCAAAGAGGAGGUUUCCUCCUUGAUCUCUGAAAAAACGAAUGGGGCCACACCGCUCUUGAUGGCAGCCAGGUAUGGGCACCUUGACAUGGUGGAAUUCCUCCUCGACCAGUGCAGUGCCUCCAUAGAAGUCGGGGGUUCGGUGAAUUUUGAUGGCGAAACAAUUGAGGGAGCUCCCCCUUUAUGGGCGGCUUCUGCAGCAGGACAUCUGAAGGUUGUCCAGUCUUUGUUAAAUCAUGGAGCAUCUGUCAACAACACGACUUUAACCAAUUCAACUCCUCUUCGAGCUGCCUGUUUUGAUGGCCACCUGGAAAUAGUGAAGUACCUCGUAGAACACAAAGCUGAUUUGGAAGUCUCAAACCGACAUGGGCAUACGUGCUUGAUGAUUUCAUGUUACAAAGGACAUAAAGAGAUUGCUCAGUAUUUACUUGAAAAGGGGGCAGAUGUUAAUAGAAAAAGUGUUAAAGGUAAUACUGCUUUGCAUGAUUGCGCAGAAUCUGGAAGUCUGGACAUCAUGAAGAUGCUUCUUAUGUAUUGUGCCAAGAUGGAAAAGGAUGGCUAUGGAAUGACUCCCCUUCUUUCAGCAAGCGUGACGGGUCACACAAAUAUUGUGGAUUUUCUGACACACCACGCACAAACCAGCAAGACAGAACGUAUCAAUGCUCUAGAGCUUCUGGGAGCUACAUUUGUGGACAAAAAAAGAGAUCUACUUGGGGCUUUGAAAUACUGGAAAAAAGCAAUGAACAUGAGGUACAGUGAUAGGACUAAUAUAAUUAGCAAACCAGUACCACAGACAUUAAUAAUGGCCUAUGAUUAUGCCAAGGAGGUAAACAAUGCAGAAGAACUAGAAGGUCUUAUUGCUGAUCCUGAUGAGAUGAGAAUGCAAGCGCUGUUAAUUAGAGAGCGUAUUCUUGGUCCUUCUCAUCCUGAUACUUCUUACUAUAUUAGAUAUAGAGGUGCUGUCUAUGCAGACUCUGGAAAUUUCAAAAGAUGCAUCAAUCUAUGGAAAUAUGCUUUGGAUAUGCAGCAGAAUAAUUUGGACCCUCUAAGCCCAAUGACUGCCAGCAGCUUGUUAUCUUUUGCCGAACUGUUCUCGUUUAUGCUACAGGAUAGGGCUAAAGGCCUGCUGGGCACUACUAUUACAUUUGAUGAUCUUAUGGGCAUACUGUGCAAAAGUGUCCUUGAAAUAGAGCGAGCUAUCAAACAAACUCAGUGUCCAGCUGACCCAUUACAAUUAAAUAAAGCUCUGUCCAUCAUUUUGCACUUAAUUUGCUUGCUAGAAAAAGUUCCCUGUACUCUAGAACAGGACCAUUUCAAAAAGCAGACUAUAUACAAGUUUCUUAAGCUCCAUCCAAGGGGAAAGAAUAACUUUAGCCCUCUUCACCUGGCUGUGGACAAGAAUACUACAUGUGUAGGGUGAUACCCUGUUUACAAAUUUCCAUCUCUGCAAGUUACGGCGAUACUAAUAGAAUGUGGUGCUGAUGUGAAUGUCAGAGACUCCGAUGACAACAGUCCCCUACAUAUCGCUGCUCUGAACAACCAUCCCGACAUCAUGAAUCUCCUUAUUAAAUCAGGUGCACAUUUUGAUGCCACAAACUUGCACAAACAAACGGCUAGUGACUUGCUGGAUGAGAAGGAAAUAGCUAAAAAUUUGAUCCAGCCCAUAAAUCAUAUCACAUUGCAGUGUCUUGCUGCUCAUGUCAUAGUGAAUCAUAGAAUAUAUUAUAAAGGGCAUAUCCCAGAAAAGCUAGAGGCUUUUGUUUCACUUCAUAGAUGAUAAUUUGACUGUAUUUUAGCUCUGCUAAAGCACGACUUGGUAACAGUUGUUUCAUAAAUGAGCACUGUUGUGACAACACCAGCAUUCAUUUAGCUUGAUAUCAUCGUGUUCUCAUUGGCUAAAGCAUUAUAAGCAUCAAAUUUACAGGAUUGGUUUCCCAGUAUUUAAUAUCAAUAUGCCGUAUAAUAUACUGUUUGUGAAUUACUGCAAAAUUUAAUGUCAUAUUCAGAUCUCUAAAAUUGUCUGCCAAAGGCUUAUCCAUUCUGGUUUUGUUUGCUGUUGGGUGUUUGAGAUUGAGUUAACUCUUUUUCAGUGGUAUCUUUAUAUCUACUGGUUAAUGAAUUUUAUACAAUUGGAGGUCUUUUUUUCCUGCUUUUUUGCCCCUCCAAGCUUCUCCCGUUUUCACUUUGUUUUUGAUUAACGGUUUUUACUAUCUUUUUUUUU
Molecule: messenger RNA, 2488 nt
Organism: Choloepus didactylus (southern two-toed sloth)
Lineage: Eukaryota; Metazoa; Chordata; Mammalia; Pilosa; Megalonychidae
Product: protein fem-1 homolog C-like
Exons: 1
Molecular function (GO): protein binding
Source: RefSeq, a predicted model, not a curated record